Messenger RNA from Oncorhynchus tshawytscha (Chinook salmon), 2964 nucleotides. RefSeq names its product neurogenic differentiation factor 2-like. The transcript has 2 exons. The coding region runs from base 195 to 1262 and encodes 355 amino acids. Gene Ontology annotation, molecular function: protein dimerization activity. The record is from RefSeq and is a predicted model, not a curated record. NCBI's taxonomy places the organism in Eukaryota, Metazoa, Chordata, Actinopteri, Salmoniformes, Salmonidae.
UGGUAGAGUAUACCGCACUACUGUAUCUGCGCAGUUGGGGUAGGGAUAGCACAGCGAAAAAGCAGCGAGCUUGACUUCAGCCGCACCAAUUGAAGUGUCCAUGCAGGAGCGGUGUGGACUUGGACUGGCCACCCGGAGACGGUCUAAACAAACGCGCUUUCGCCUCUCACCCAGCUCCAAGACGGCGUGCCACCAUGUUGACAAGGCUAUUCAGCGAGGUUCUGCCGGAUGUCCAGAAGCUCUCGGGUUGGGUGGAGAACAGCGAGGGCGAGGACUCCAAAACCAAGGAGGAAGACAUGGGUCCCCUGCAAGACGACGACUUGGAUGACGGCGACGCCAGAGAGGGAGGCAGCCGGGAUCAGUCCGAGAUGGCUGGGGAUGACGUCGACGAUGAGGACUGUGGUGAUGAGAACGAGGGGGAAGACACAGCCGAAAAGCCCGGGCCAAAGAAACGCAAGAUGACGCCAGCACGAAUUGAGCGCUCCAAGGUGCGGCGUCAAAAAGCCAACGCACGAGAGAGAACGCGUAUGCACGAUUUGAACUCUGCGCUGGACAAUUUGCGCAAAGUAGUCCCCUGUUAUUCCAAAACGCAAAAACUCUCAAAGAUAGAGACGCUGAGACUGGCCAAGAAUUACAUUUGGGCGCUCGGGGAGAUCUUGCGCAAUGGGAAAAGGCCAGAUGUAGUAUCCUACGUGCAGACACUGUGCAAGGGCCUGUCCCAGCCCACCACAAAUCUAGUAGCUGGUUGUCUGCAGCUCAACUCUCGGAACUUCUUGACAGAGCAGUGUCCUGACGGGGCCCGGUUUCAUGUCCCCAACUCCUCUUUCUCCGUGCACCCUUACUCCUACCAGUGUCCCCGUCUGUCUAGCCCUCAGUGCCAACCCGGCUCCAGUCGGCAUAUGAGGACCCAUAACUACGGCUACGGCGACGCGGUCUACCCAGGGGCAAUCUCCCCGGAGUACGACAGCCCAGACUAUGGGGGCCAUCACAGCUCGCCUGUGUGCGUCAACGGCAACUUUUCCGUGAGUCAACAGGAGUGUGGGUCGCCGGACACAGACAUGAACUAUCACUAUGCUAUGCACUACUCUGGACUGUCUGCUUCGCGCGCCACUGCAGUCCACGGACUAGCGUUCGGCACAUCGGGAGCGCGCAGCGGUUCCGCGCACUCUGAAAACGUGCCGCCGCCAUUUCAUGACAUGCACUUAUUGCACCAUGACAGGACGCCCGUGUACGAGGAACUUAACGUCCUUUACCACAACUGAAUUCACCAAAACCCUAACAACCCACCGGACCCCUAAAUACCCAACUAAAAAUCGUAACGUUAGGCUAUAAUAGCCUAUCCAUUUUGACACUGGAUGAGGUUUUUAGAAAACGGAAGGUGGGGUGGCAGGAAUUGAGAGAGAAAUACCAAUAUUCUCAAUGUUGGUUCUCUGUUUUAUUGAUGUCGUUCCUGAAUUGUCGUUAUGCACAUUUUGAAGGUAUGUCAGAAAUCAAUAUUUCCAAUCAAAUGUCGCCGUGUAUGCAUAAUGCGAGUGCACUCAAAAUAAAAUGUGUUACAUGAACGAAACAUCUUAUAAAACAAAAAAUAAAACAAUAUUUUAUAAUUAUCUGACAUGAGGUGGUUGACCAAAUAAAUUAUUUCUGACUUGAGAAAUUGAGUCAAUCUCACUGUAUGCUGAAGGGCAAGAGCUCCACCAUGGAAUCACAAAUGCAUUAUUUGAGUACAUAACUAUCUAAGUGACAAGAACCACUUUCUGCAUUAGGUUCGUUUCCAAAUCCAAUAUUGAAACGAAAGACAAUUCAUUAAACUGACCAAACGCUUAAUGGGCGUUUUAGGAAUAGGUCUGUAGCCUAGUAUACUGUACACCCUAAAAAAUAAACGUUUCCUGGAAAAUCCUUCGGGGUAAUUUAAAGUAAUCAACCUUUACGAUUCCUGUAGGAUCCAUUAGGAUAAUUAAGGUUAAGGGAACCUUACAUUUAAUUUAAGAACCCAUAAUCUGCUAUCAGUUCGUUUUUUAAACGUUGUAGACAUAAGGGAUGCCUUGAAUAACCCUGUUCAAAAGAGGGGUUUUGGAACCAGCAGUGCGCUCCUGAGUAAAUGGCGCUAGUGCGUGUAUCAUUUUACAAAUGUGAUCUCUCUCAUGCCAGCAAAAAAGACGCGAGCACUAGCUGUCGCCAACCAGAGUCAGGACCAUGGACAGUUCUUCUACUCGUGUGCCAUCAACGGAAACGUCACUAUUUAAAAAAAAAAAGUACUUAUCCUUUAUAUACCUAAGCAUCACCAACUACCUUGGUUAGCUCGGACUCGCCAACCAUAAUAGUUUAUGCCUAUGUAGGCCUAUUGGAUAUUUAUUCAAUCAUUAUUUAUGGAAGUUCUUGUCUCUCAUCAUCAUUGCAUCUCUGCUAGCUAGCUACCUGCCACUUUUUUGUUUAGCAUAGUAACGUAGAAUGUUUAUCCUGCCCCUGUCCAGUUAAGUUGUAGAUAGUUUGGGUGCUGUGAGAAACUCAGCCUCCACAAACAAGGUAAGACACACACAGAGAGAGGACGCAAUCUAGGUUAUGUUAAACGUGCAAAAAUGAAAACAUUCAGAUGUUACGUCUAUCAACUACCCAUGUUGAAUGUGUCUAAUUUAUGUCUUUCAGGCUGAUGUGUUGGGGCGGACUGCUUUGAUAGAGAAAAUCAACCUCAGCUAAAACACACACAGAAUACUUCAUCUAAGUUAUGUUUAGCUUGAGUAAACCUGACAAAAAUAUUUCAACCCAUGAUACACUCUUUCAACAUCUCUCCAUCUUUCUCCCUUUAGUCCCUGUCUUAUCCUGGACAGUUAAGUGGUGAAGAGUUUAGGUGCUGUAAUAGAGAAAUGUAGCAACCUCCACAAACAGGUAAGGCACACACAAACAGGUAAGGCACACACAAACAGGUAAGGCACACACAAACAGGUAAGGCACACACAAACAGGUAAG